CAGUGCUUAACUUGAUCGCAAGGUGGUAGCACCGAGUACGUUUUUCUAUGCUUCUUCUGUAGGAAGGUUAGUGCCUGAUAGUGCAAAAUAUGAACAUUCGUAUAAUAAAAUCUUAUUGUGUUUUGGACCAAUAAAAAAGAGCAACGCGGUAUAUUCGCGAAGACAGUACAAUGCUACAAAUAGAUAAGAGGCAUCCCUCCCACUGAUGCAAAACAGUUGAUAUUGGCAGCUCUCGUCUCGAUUUGGGAUAACCUCUUGGUUAUAACAACCAACUACAGCUCUUGUCGCAUCUUCAGCCGACAAUUACCAAAACGUUUCGCAAGGAUGGCGUGUCUUUUGCUGAACCAGGAAAAUGUGCAUAUUAAGAUACCAUCGGCAGACACUGUCGACGGUAUCACUUAUUACUGCAUCGAGGUUAGGAUUGCUUCGAUCAAAUGGACUGUCAAGCACAGGUACAACGAUUUCGCGGAGCUUCACGAUAAACUUGUCUCAGAGAAUUACGUCAAGAAGGACAUAUUGCCACCAAAGAAGCUUAUCGGAAAUAAAUGCGAAGCUUUUGUAGAAAAGCGUAGACUGAACUUGGAGAUCUAUCUGAACGAAGUGUAUAACUAUUUAAAGAAAGCAAUGCCUAGAGAAUUAGCUGUAUUCCUGGAUAUGCAUAUAUACGAUAUAUUUUUCCUACUACAAAGUAUGGCUUUAGAGUUUUUUACAGAGGGUAAUAAUUUGUUACAAAAGUCCAAAACUUACAAGUUUAAUCUAAUACAGUUGUAUGCAAUCAGCGAGAGAUUGAAACAACCCUGUCCACCGAUCGAAGUUGUCGACAGGAAAUAUGACUUCAGUCACGUUUUGGAUUUCAAUUCUCAUCUAACUGGUUUGAUCGUCGAAGGGAGCCCGGAACCUUAUAGAACCAGCAAUAUAUAUUCUUCCGCAUUGUCCAUCGAACUGUCAAGUUUCAAAAACAUAGAAGAUCUAACUAUCAAUCAGUAUCCAGUGGAUAAAAUAUACCACAUGGGCAACCUUCGAGACACGGUAACAUAUUUAAAAGUAAACAACACGAAGCUUAGAACUAUCGUGGAAUUGGCAAUGUGCGAGGAAGUGCACAAAAAUAUUGAAAAUGCGAAUGAUUCUCAUGUCUGGUUCAAAGUCACUCACCUAGAUCUCAGCGAUAAUCGAAUAGAAGUUAUAGACGAAGCGAUUAAAUUGUUGCCUCAAAUAGAAUGUUUAACUUUAAAUAAUAAUCUACUAUCUGAAAUUUCGAACGUCACUCUUUUACCGAGGUUGUCCCAAUUGUAUCUAGCGUCGAACAAUUUCACAACUCUACCAGACGAUCUGCAUACGAAACUCGGUUAUAUAGUGUACAUCGACUUGUCCCAGAACAAAUUAACCUCGUUAUCGAGCUUUUCGAAAUUGUAUUCGUUGGAGGGUUUAGACGUGAGUUGCAAUCGUAUCGAGAAGAUAGAAGAAGUAAAGAAUAUCGGGCAUCUACCUUGUUUGGAGAAUCUGAGAUUGACCGGAAAUCCAGUGUCGACGAUAGUCGACUACAGGGUGAAAGUGUUAGAACCGUUUGGCAAAAGGGCUGCAGAUAUUUGUUUAGACAAUGAAAAACCAAAUCAGAAAGAACUGGACACCGUUUCCGUUCAUCAAGCGUUACGCAUUGCCAGAGAAGGAAAAUCGCCAACGUUCACCGCAUCGGAUGCGCCUUUGUUCUCCGCGGAGAUUCCAAACAUAUGUAUAGGAUCCGGUAAAUUAUGAUUCCAUUUGAAACGAUAAAUUCCCUUAAAGAACACUUUGAUAUGAAUUUUUAUAAUUGACCCAAAUUGUUUCUGAAACACAAAAGAACCUUUUCAUGCAUUUAGAUUUUGAUGAAGCGAAAGCUACCAAGGAUACCCAUAUACAUUUCCCCCCUGCCCUCCUCCCGUCCACGAAGUGAUACUACUGUGGGAAUGACAAUUUAAUUGAUUUAGAUGAAAAGGUUCCCUUGUAAGUGAAAUUAAUAUUCUAUUUAAAACGGCGAACAUCAGAACUAUAGUUCUUUUAUACGCUAUUUAUUAUCGAUCUAUCGCGUCGGUGCUUUAUAUUACCUUUUAACAUAUGACGAUAAUCUAAUCAGUAUAAUACGUGUACCAAAAUAAUAAUCUAUUAUUUAAUCUAUUAAGUCUUAGAUCGUAAGCCUUAGAUGUCUUUAUUCGAUCUAUCAAUCAAAUAAUACGUGGUAAUUAACCUGUUAGGUACGAUUAAAUUUUGUGCGGAUCGGUUUCUCUGUACAGCUGAGUUUGACGCGAAUCACGCGUAAACGAUACGUACGAUACGUAAAUUACAACUUUUCUUAAAGAUACGAUGUAUGUACUUUAAUAAUUUACAUUAAUAAUUGAUAAUACAAUUGAGUGCGAUAUAUUUUAUAGCACGAUACGACACAUAGACCCACGUCACAAUUUUAAUACUCAUAGGGCAAUAGUGUUUUUCAAAUUGCUCUUCGUUUUCUAUUUUAAAGCGACAUAUUGAGCUCGAAAUCUAAAAUGACAUCCGCGAAAGCCACUAUAUAGUGGCGCAUCGUACCUAAGAGGUUAAAAAGAUAAACAGUCUGUCCGUUGGAGGAUAACGUGCCACUUAUCUUUGUAAAAGUGAAAUUUGCAAGAUUCUGCUGUGUAAAUAAUUAUUUUUAAAUCGUAUAUUGCGUGUUAUCGUCAUAUAUUUUUUAUACAAACUCGGAAUGCAAAAUAGGAAGAUCGGAUAAAUCGAUGAUUAGUAUUUAUUUAUAAUUUAUUGUAUCGGAGAAUUUGGUUUAUAUCAACGGAUAUGAUUAACGUAGCGAUUCUCAAACUCUAUUUAUACCUUGCGUAAUCAGUGUAAGUAAUUAGCAAUUUAGAAAUAAGAAAGAUUCAUUUUAGGAAUCGUUGUUUCUGCGAACAAUGAAUUAUUUUAAACGAUAUUGGUUAUUACGUAUUCGUAAAUGCGUUAUUUAAAUUGGCCGUAUCAUACGCGUAUGAUACAAACGGCGAUACGACUAUUUCUGAGAAAUUUCCGAUUGGAUACGAUCACCGCAGAUUUAUUAGCUGUUAUUCGUUGUUUAAACUUUUAAGCCGACGUUAUUUUGAAAGGUGUAACGUGUUCGAUGUAACAAUUUUAUAGUGGUUUAACACAAACUACCUACAUAUAUGUACAUAAGAAGAUUAAAUAUUUUGUUAAUAAAGAAUUCAAAAUCAA
Molecule: messenger RNA, 3204 nt
Organism: Bombus impatiens (common eastern bumble bee)
Lineage: Eukaryota; Metazoa; Arthropoda; Insecta; Hymenoptera; Apidae
Product: nischarin
Exons: 3
Coding region: 325-1752 (475 amino acids)
Cellular component (GO): cytoplasm
Molecular function (GO): protein kinase binding; phosphatidylinositol binding; integrin binding
Source: RefSeq, a predicted model, not a curated record